GCUUGCUUUGAAGAGAGACGGAGACAAAAACACACACGACGAAGAAAUCUCCCGGUGGUCGAAAAAGAUGAAAUCGUUCAAGGAACAAUACACGUUAGGUGAAAGGCUCGCAGAAUCGCGAGAGAUAAUCGCUAAGUACCCUACUCGGAUUCCAGUAAUUGCUGAGAAGUAUUGCAAAACAGAUCUACCUGCAAUCGAGAAAAAGAAGUUUCUGGUUCCAAGAGAUAUGUCAGUUGGUCAAUUCAUCUAUAUCUUGAGUGCUAGGUUACAUUUAUCUCCUGGUAAAGCGUUAUUCGUGUUUGUGAACAACACUCUGCCUCAAACUGCUGCUCUGAUGGACUCGGUCUAUGAGUCGUACAAAGACGAAGAUGGGUUUGUUUACAUGUGCUAUAGCAGUGAGAAAACCUUUGGCUGAGCCAAAAAUGAUGUUAGUGUACAUAUACUUUAAUACAUAAGCUGUCCACUACAUCAAAAGACACAAACACUUGUUAAGCUUAUAUGACUGCUUGUUUUAUCCUUAGACUUUGUUCAUUUGUGCAAAUGUUUCUACUACAAUCUCAGUUCCAACUUGCAACUAGUAUUUCCCCAAAACGCUCUCUUUCUCAUCAUUGUUCAUCUUCCUGAAAAUUCAAAAGAGCAAUGGGUUGUUUUACUUUUACUAGGGGAAGAGUUUUGUGCUUCCUCUCCGGCAAGCACCACGAAGUGGCAAUCAACCAGUAAGAGUUCU
This is a messenger RNA of Arabidopsis arenosa, 727 nucleotides long. Lineage: Eukaryota; Viridiplantae; Streptophyta; Magnoliopsida; Brassicales; Brassicaceae. The record is from the annotation of a GenBank genome assembly.